Messenger RNA from Diuraphis noxia (Russian wheat aphid), 967 nucleotides. RefSeq lists its product as uncharacterized. The record is from RefSeq and is a predicted model, not a curated record. NCBI's taxonomy places the organism in Eukaryota, Metazoa, Arthropoda, Insecta, Hemiptera, Aphididae. Gene Ontology annotation, cellular component: membrane.
UUUCGCUCGCGUUUAAAUAGGUUUCUGUCUAGCGGUCAAGAUGCUGGGAUCGGCAGUCACGUAUAAAAUCGUCCCCAACGUGGUUUCAGUGGUGAACAACGGACCGCUGAAGCCGUUCAUCGUGAGAAGUCAGAUCAUGCACAUGCUGUACGCAUGUCUGGCUCUGAAUGUAUUCGUCACGCUUUUGGUGUACACGUUCUUCCCGAAAUGCACUACGCCACUUAGCUACGAGUCCAAAUUGUCGAUAGAGUCGCACCAGAGCGCCAAAAUGUUUCACUCGCUUAAAACGCUCGUCUCGAAUCUCGAUUUUUGGUGUCUCGUGUUCGCCUUCACGCUGUCCAACACGAUGUCAGUUCCGUGGGCGGCGCUGAUACCGUCGAUUUUUUUCAAACACCUGCACAUGCCACCCGAAAUGUCUACCGAAACUAGUUUUUUCAUGAUCCUUCACGCUUUCGCCUUGAGCCUGUCGUUCAGCACGUUCGCGGACCGCGUCCCCGCCAACAGAAAAAGGUUCAUUCUGGCCAGCCGUUACGUGUCGACGACUUUCCUCUUUUGGUUAAUGCUCAUAAUGAACUUCAAAUUAAAGUUCACGCCAACCAUCUUGCAAUGCGUCGUCCUGAUGGCCUUUCCGUACGCUUGGUGUACCCAGUCACUCCUGUACGAAAUGGGUGUCGAAAUGAUGUAUCCGUUGCCCGAAUGUUUCGUUGCAGCUUACAUGACACUGUCGAACAAUUUGUUCGUGGAUUUCGUAUACGUAGUAUUGUAUUUUUUUCCUCGUUUCGAUCAAUACUGGAUGCACAUAUGUGUAUACUUCUUCUCUGUUCUAAGCAUUAUCUUUUUAAAUAACACGAAGGAUGUGACAAAARUAAAAAAACAUGUCCAAUGUCGAAACCAUAAGCCAUUUUGCCUGAAACAACCAACUUUUAAUCCUGAAGUAAUAGAUAAUGAUUCACACUUCAGUAAGUAG